GGAUCAUCCACACUGGGGAAGGCAGCAUCUCUUGAUGCUCUUUUAAAUGAAUGCAUUCAUGGAUUUGAUGACAGUGGUGACCUGCAGGGUAACCCCCUCCCACGCAUUGUGCUGCUGAUGCACCGUUGGACCUCCUGACGGUCUGGAUACUUGGUUGUGAGGUGUAGUAGGCCCUAUACUGUGAGCAUAGCCUGGCUCUUCAUUUAGAUUCAGCCCAACCUUUAGGUCAUAAUUCUCUGUAACUGUUAGCUGCUAACCUCCGGAUUAGCUUGCAUAGGACCAUAGAGGACCUGGGCAAGAAUGCUUAUUGGAUUAUUCCAGCCCAGUGUUUAAGAAGUCUUGUGGUUUGUUGAGCUGCAACUUUUAAAUAAUAAGCACUGUUGCAAUGUUUUGGGUUUUUUUUUCGUUUUAGAGCGAAGAGGCUUUCUCCUAGCAACCCUUCCAAAUAAGCCAUACUUGUUCAAUCUUUUUGUUAAUGCACUGUUGUGAACUCUAAUAUUCAUCAUGCUGAGUGAGGCCUGCACAGUUUGAAAUUAGUUCUCAUGCUUUUGCAGUUUCUCUGAGUAGUGCAAUUUGACCUUGCUGGUAUGGUCCUGGAAAAAAUGAUGGGUAACAGUAAAUGGACUAGUUCUUAUAUAGCGCUUUUCUACUCUAUCUGAGAACUAGAAGCACUUAAUACAACUUGCCUCAUUAACCCAUCCAUAUCAGCACUUUCCCCACGUGCUCUUUCUACUGAAGUGCGUUCCAUCUAAUGGUCACGCACAUUCACACUCUGAUGGAUGCAUUACCGAGCAACUUAAAGUUAGUAUCUCGCCAAUGGAUAUUUGGCAUCCAGAUUGGAGCAGCCAAGGAACAAACCACCAACCUUCCGAUUAGUAAAUGACCUGUUCUACCUGCUGAGCUACAGGAAUGGAUGUCUGGAAUGUUUUCUAAUUGUUAAAAAUCUUUCUUACUGACUUAAAUAUGCCAUGUUACAUAAAACCUUAGGACUUAAAGAAGGUAUACUUUAACAUGACUUUGUGGAGUCAUCACCUCUUUAUCUAUGUGCAGGAAAGGUCUGUAAUGGAAUAAUAAGUAAUAUAUUACACAUUACUCCCUUACUGUUUUUUGAAGCAAUACAUUACUUUUCUCCUUGUACAAAGUAGUUUGUUAAAUUACAGUUAUGUUACUUUGCAACAUGGCCUGUUUAGUUGGUAGGCAACAAUAUAACACCAAACUCACUGUACAAAUCUCUAUGCUAACAAGGACAUGCACAAAAUCUUUCUUUCAGUAGUCUAUUUAAGUACUACCCCAAAGCUAACUGACAGCAAAGUGGGUAAAAACAGCCCAUAGAGCACUUCACAGAAAAAAAUGUUGUGAUGAUGGUGAUUGGACCCUAAGAAGGAGUUUGAGCAGAAAUGCACAAUCCUACAAGCUUCUUCAGUUCUACUUUAAACCUCCCUAAAUAUUGGCACACUCCCCUUUAGCAACACUCUGUCUCUGGCUGUUAGCUUUAAUGUCAUGUUUACAGUAAAGCAUUUUCACAAUGAGUACCACCUCAUAAAAUAUAUGGCUCUUAAAGUAUCACCCUUAUGACUGAAAUUAGUAGUACUAAUGUCCUGGGUCGGUGACCCAGUGUUUUCUGUUUGGUAUUAUUAAUCUUUGAUUUCUUGAUGUGUCUUUGUUAGUUUUGGUUCUGUGUUCCCACUGUUCUGUGUUAGUAUUGUGCCUCUGAGUUUAGUCUGUGGAUUUCCUGUUUUACUCUGAAGGUCUUGUCUCAUGUUAGUGUAUUCUGCUUUACUUCCUUGUCUUGUCUUGCCCAAUUAGUUCUAGCUGUGUUGCUAUCUGUUCCUUGUUCCUCCAUGUUCAUGCUGUGUAUAUAUAUUGUGUGUUUGCCUUUGCUCGUCGUUGCUCUGUAUGUGUUACUUGGUGUAUCUCUGCCCUACAGUCUCUGUGUCAUCUCUGCUCAUCACUCUGUGUCCUAAUGGUUUCAGGUUAGUUGGUUAGUUUUUCCCAGGUUUUUUAGGUUUUGGUAGCUCCUCCGUUCCUGUUUUUGCCACUUUGCCACUUCUGUAAAUAAAGCUCACUAGCAUCACAGCCUACGCCUGCAUCUUGGGUCCUUACUCUCACACGCCACACGACUGCGCUGAGCUACUUGGUGUUUGCCUUUUGCAUUCCUAAUCCAAGUCGAUAAGGUGUCAAGGAGAAGGCUGAUGGCAACUGGAUGAGAUGUCGUGCAUAAUCUAUUAGAGGCAAAGCUUGAGGGCAGCAUGGUGACAUGAUGGUUAGCACUGUUACCUUGAAGCAGCAAAGUUUUGGGUUUACAAAAUCACAUGGUUAGCUUAAUUGGUGAUUCUAAAUUCCCCUUAGGUGUGAAUUAUGGAUAGCUGGAUAGUGUAGUGGUAAGACAACAUACCUUCGGAGCGGGAGUCACAAGUUCGAUUCCCACCCAGUAUCCAGUAAGGGUCCUGGCUAGACCCCUCAUGCUAAAAACAAAGCCCUGGAAUGGCGCGGCUAUGUCUGCAGCCUGUCUGCAGCUCAGACACAAGAGUUUCACUACAUGUUGUACUCUGUAUAAUUGUGUAUGUGACAAAUAAAGGUUGUUUGUUUGUUUGUUUAUUGCCUGCCUCUCUACGUUAGAGGCAACCUGUCCAGAGUGUAACACACACACUUCAUCUCACAAAUACACGCCAUUUCAAAAUCACAUGGUGAUUCUGUGCUUUUGUAUUCAAACCAAUUCCUUGUUCUGUUGAUUUGCUGUUUUUCUUCUUUUUUUUUUUUAAAUCUUGAAAAAUGUCCUUAACUUAAGCCCACGUACCGUAACUGCAGUGGUGACAACUGCCAAAGAACCAGGCUGAAGAUUUGUUAUUUAAUGAGGUACUGGAUAGUGACAUUUCCUGCAGAGUUCAACCUGGACUUGGGUCUGAUUAGAAUAACAGAGGAGUUCAGAGACGUGGCAGCUCAGCUUGACUGUGAGGAGCAUUUCAAAUUCAUCGACAUCUCAACCAUUCCAUCGUACGACUGGAUGAGAAAGAUUACCCAGCGGAAAAAGCAAACCAAAAAAGGGAAGGCCUCCCUGUUGUUUGACCACCUGGAACCCAUAGAGCUGGCUGAGCAUCUCACCUUCCUGGAAUUCAAAUCCAUCCGAAGGAUAUCAUUCACUGAUUAUCAGAGCUAUGUGAUCCAUGGCUGUUUGGUGGACAACCUGACUCUGGAGCGCUCCAUUGCUUUGUUCAACGGCGUUUCACAAUGGGUGCAGCUGAUGGUUCUCAGCAAACUCACACCUCAGACCCGUGCAGAGGUCAUCACAAAAUACAUCCAUGUGGCACAGAAACUCCUGCACCUGCAGAACUUCAACACUUUGAUGGCGGUGGUGGGGGGCCUGAGCCAUAGUUCCAUUUCUCGCCUGAAGGAGACUCACUUAUAUUUGGCUCCUGAAGUGGUCAAGAUCUGGAAUGAGAUGACAGAGCUGGUCUCUUCCAACAACAAUUACUCUUGCUACCGAAAAGCCUUCAAUGAGUGCCAGGGAUUUAAGAUCCCAAUACUGGGUGUGCACCUAAAGGACUUGAUUGCAGUGCAUGUGGUCUUUCCUGACUGGAUUGGUGAUGGUAAAAAGGUGAACCUUGUGAAGAUGCAUCAGCUUUACAUGACCUUCAAUGAGCUGGUGUCCUUGCAGAGUGCAGUGGCCCAAGUUGAACCCAACAUGGACCUCAUCUACCUACUAACGCUUUCGUUAGAUCUGUAUUACACUGAGGAUGAGAUUUAUGAACUGUCAUUGCUAAGGGAACCCCGUAACUCUAAAUUGCCUACCUCUCCAACAACUCCCAACAAGCCAUUGGCCCCACUGGACUGGGCAUCUGGUGUUGCUACCAAACCAGACCCCUGUCUGGUCAAUAAACAUAUCAGGAAGGUAGUGGAUUCUGUGUUCAGGAAUUAUGACCAUGACCGGGAUGGAUACAUUUCUCAAGAAGACUUUGAGAGCAUUGCAGCCAACUUCCCCUUCCUGGACUCUUUCUGCGUUUUGGAUAAAGAUCAAGAUGGAUUGAUCAGUAAAGAUGAGAUGAUAGCAUAUUUCCUUCGGGCUAACCCACUGCUGCAGUGUAAGAUGGGACCAGGAUUUGUCCAUAACUUUCAGGAGAUGACAUACCUGAAGCCCACGUUCUGCGAACAUUGUGCUGGAUUUCUCUGGGGGAUCAUUAAACAGGGGUACAAAUGCAAAGACUGUGGUGUUAACUGUCAUAAACAAUGCCGUGAGCUGCUGGUUCUGGCCUGUAGGAAGCUGAUUCGCUCUGGCUCUCUGGGCAGUGUUUCUCCAGUCAGAGGAACUCACAGCUCACUGCCCAGCAGCCCCACAUUGCCUGCCUGUCAAGAUGAGGACGAGGUGUUUGAGUUCCCCGCUGUCACACCAGCAGUUCCAGCUCUCGACACUCAGUCCAUCACCCUGAUGACGGGCUCAGCCCAGAGAAUCUCUGUGCGCCUGCAGAGAGCCACCACAAGCCAGGCUACGCAGACUGAACCACUGUGGCCUGAACAUGCCUGGGAAGUGGCAGACAGUGGUGCUCACACCUUCCCCAAAAUGAAAUACAGAACUCACAGGAAAAUGUUUAAAAACAAGGGUUUCGCCUGCUGGGAAAACCAGAGUGGCAGGCAGUACCAGGCAGGUUCUGCACCACACUGCACUGGAAGCAUUUUUUUUAAUUAUUCUUUGGAUUUUUGUUGUGCCUUUAUAUAAAUCAAUUUGAAUUCAAAUGAAUUGAUUUUUUUUAACAGAUAGAUACCUUGGUCAGCAGAUCUGGUGGGGUUGUGAGUAAAAAUGAAAAACAGUGCAUAGAGAGAGAAGACUAAAGUUAAUGACAUUCAGUAGUGACAUGUAAACAUAUCAGCAGUGAAAAGAGGAGGAGAGCGGCUCAGUGCAUCCUGGGAAGUCAACCAGUGUAAACCAGUAAUAACUAAGGCAUGGUUCAGGGUCACUUGAUUCAACUAAGCUGUCAGUCUCCUGAACCCAGACUGAUUGCUUUGCCUCACAUUCUACUUUUGAUUUGUUCUUUUUGUUUCUUUUUGGGUUAGAUAACUUAUUACAGUGUUAGGA
Oreochromis aureus is the source of this 5068-nucleotide messenger RNA. RefSeq names its product RAS guanyl releasing protein 3 (calcium and DAG-regulated) (gene rasgrp3). NCBI's taxonomy places the organism in Eukaryota, Metazoa, Chordata, Actinopteri, Cichliformes, Cichlidae. The transcript has 15 exons. Gene Ontology annotation, cellular component: plasma membrane. Gene Ontology annotation, biological process: positive regulation of GTPase activity; Ras protein signal transduction. Gene Ontology annotation, molecular function: calcium ion binding; guanyl-nucleotide exchange factor activity. The record is from RefSeq and is a predicted model, not a curated record. The coding region runs from base 2852 to 4711 and encodes 619 amino acids.